AUGGCCGAGGCCCUUCCUCCCGACCUCGUUGCGCACGUCGGUCGGUUCCUGUCGCUGGCAUCGCUCGUCUGCAGCACCGCGGUGAGACGAAGCUGGCGACGAGCACUCAAGGAUAACGACACCGUCUGGCGGGCGGUGUGCGCGUCGGAGUGGCCCGAGCGGAGUGAGUGGCAAGUCGCAGCACCCACCUGGCGGGACCGCUGCUACAUAUACAAGAGCGUGCUGCCACGAGGGGUGCUCCUCGAGCUUCCGCAGUCUUUUCUCGACGGGUGGGUGUGCCACAUGGACCGGCCAUAUGCCGCUGGGCGGCAUCUUGAAGAAUGGGCCGAAGAACACGACCGGCCUCAGACCGAGCACCCGGCCAUCACCCACCCGGCUGAUCUAGACAGCGUGCCCGCGGGCACCUUUGUCUUCGUUGGCGCACGCGCACCUGACGGGAGUCUGGAGAUGGGCGCAGUGGGCGUCCGCGACGCCGUCUUUGCGUACACCGGACAACCCCCUGCCUUGCGUGAGUCACACAUUGCUCAGGAGCACAACGGCCUGUACUGGUACCGCGUGCGGACGGGAGGAAACGACGGGGUCGACGACGACGAUGUCGAUCACGGUUCACCAGAUGAAGAUGGUGCCUUUGGGUUCGCGAGCGUGCCGGCCGUGCUUUUGAGCACUUCCGACUGCGAAGACUUGGGCGAAGCAAACGAGGAGCGCGGCAGGCGCCGACUAAGCUGGGCACUCGACGGCGUCUCGGACGGAUGGCGCUGCGGCCUCAUCAGCGGUGACAACUUCUCGUCUCGAUCAGUUCCCCGUCGGUAUCAGCAUCCGCAUGACAACGACAACUUUGAUUACGUUGUGGAGGGCGCAUGCUUGGAUGGCUACCGGAAGCUGAUUUACUACCUGCGCCUGAGCGAUCCUGCGCAGGUGCGCCGUCUGCUGGCGUGCCGCAGCUAAUCGGAUACAAGGGGCAGGUUCGUUCGCGAUGCUCUCUGUGUUUGAUGAAAACUCAAUAUUUGAAAUUAAUAAAGAAAGAAAGAAA
This is a messenger RNA of Emiliania huxleyi CCMP1516, 1030 nucleotides long. RefSeq lists its product as hypothetical. Bases 1 to 945 code for a protein of 314 amino acids. The transcript has a single exon. The record is from RefSeq and is a predicted model, not a curated record. Gene Ontology annotation, molecular function: protein binding. NCBI's taxonomy places the organism in Eukaryota, Haptophyta, Isochrysidales, Noelaerhabdaceae.